AUGUAUUCCAAGUCUAUUGCCGCUCUCUAUGCGCUCGUCCUUGCCGGUGCUGCUGCAGCCCAGUCCACGAUGACCGUUGCUACCCCUCCUUCGGUCGUUCAGUGCCAGCCUGUUCAGCUCUCUUGGAGCGGAGGAACUGCCCCUUACUUCCCAUCGAUUAUCCCUGGUCAACAGGCUGGUUCCCCUGCCCUCAAGGAGUUCCCUUCGCAGACCGGAACCUCUCUCACCUGGACUGUUGACCUGAUUGCCAGCACCUACAUUACGAUCCAAAUCCGUGACUCGACUGGUCAGCUCCAAUAUUCGUCUGCUGUCUCGAUCCAGAACUCUGCCGACGCGUCUUGCGUGAAUGCCAACAUUUCUGCCUCGGCUUCUGGAGGCUCUACUCCCACUGGCGGUGCUACUUCAGCCGCUCCUACCGCCACUAGUCCCGCUGGUACUACCUCGUCCGGCACUGUCAGGACGGCUACCACGGUUACUGGUACCACAUCGGCUCCUACUUCCACCUCUACCAACAACACCAACUCGGCUUCUAUGGUCACCAAGGGAGCGUUUGGCGUUGCCGGUCUCGCCGGUCUCAUCGGUGCUGCUCUCUUCUAG
This is a messenger RNA of Rhizoctonia solani, 597 nucleotides long. RefSeq lists its product as uncharacterized. The record is from RefSeq and is a predicted model, not a curated record. Lineage: Eukaryota; Fungi; Basidiomycota; Agaricomycetes; Cantharellales; Ceratobasidiaceae. The transcript has 5 exons. Bases 1 to 597 code for a protein of 198 amino acids.